GACUUUUUCGUCAAACAAAGAGGACAUGUAUUCGGUCCCGGAUUGUGACUAGGAAAGGACUCAUUUUCGCACUAAAGUCGAGAUUGUGACAAAUUCUAUAAUUUGGAUUAGAUAGUUCUUAGACAGGUCGUACUCACGAUGCCCGGUGGUGACAAGGAGUCCGACAGUAACUUGGUCAGUCUUGACGACAUCGUGAAGAAAUUCGUCAAAAGCGACGAAAUGGAAGACAUGGAUAAGAAACUAAAAACCAUUCAGAAAAAAAAUCUUGACGUAAAGGUUCUUUGGGAUGAAGUGACAUGUGAUUCCGAGGACGCGGGCUUUCCUAAACUGGAGGAUGAUAUCAAAAGUUCUGCCAACCGGCGGAUGUUACACACGCAGACAUUCACGAAUAACACGAGUACAAACCAGGUUUACUCAUAUAAAACUUCCAGCAGGAAGAUGUCUUCUUGUGAGAGAUCAUACCAAGAAGGCUGUACGAUGGGUAAAGGUAUUGGCGUCACCCUGAAAGUUCCUUCGGAGGUGUUAGAGGUGAAUAUGGACCUCCGCCAGGAGUUGUCGCUCAUGGAGACUGAGAGUUUCAAUAAGGAGGACGAGAUAAGCUGGGAAGUUGAAAGCCAGAUCACGGUGCCGUCCAAGCAUCUCACUAUCGCCGAAUUAACCGUCAGUGAAAAACAAUACUGUGUUCAUUUCGUAAUUGAAUCAAUUCUAAAAGGUGAUGUGAUUGUCGACUAUAAGAAUCUGGCAACUGGCGAGGUUUUUAGUAGCAGUUAUAUCAACAUUGCUACUAUUGUUAAAUAUGCUUUAGGGAAGAAGCUGUUGAAGGCGGAACAGUUCCAGGUGGUUGGGGAAGAGGAUGCGGUCAGGACUCGCUUUAAGGGGACGUGUACUUUUAGUAAAGGGGUCGGUGAUAUUAAACUGACGGAGAAAUCUUUAGUGAGUGAUGGACAACAGGUAUCCGCAGCAUCAAGUAACAAUUCGUCACAACCAUCAUAAUCAUGGCCGUCAGAUCUUGAACUAUCAACAGUUGCUUGUGGUCAUUUCGUCCCUUGAUAUGUCCGGACUAAUUAGUAUACCAGCCGAACGGUGACCUUCAUAAGAUGGGUCUCUUGCCUCUUGGCCGAGUUUCAUAGAUCGUGACACGAAGGGGAUCGGCUUUGAUAGUGGAAACUGUGAUCUGGCAGUCGUUUGCUCGAUAACUACAUGUACACCUGUUUGCGUCUAAGCAUUCUAUAGCGUCAGGACAGUGAACCAUGCAUGUUAUCUUUAUGCACUGUCCUAAAGUACAGACUGGCUACGGAAACUUGAAUCUUACCCAAAAAGCAAGUAAAGCAAGAUACAUUUAAUGUUUUAUUACAAAAUUUUACAAUGCGUUAUUAAAUAGGCACCAGAUUAUAUAUCCAGAUUACAUAUCUUCAAUGAUCAAUCUCAUAUGCCUGUGGUGAUUACUUUCUUCACAAAGGUAACUCAACACAUGCAAAUGUAAUGACUUAUUAAUUGAAACAUAUCAAAUGAAGUUGCUGUACUUAAACGACGAUAGAAGAGUGGUGAAUUAUCCAUUAUCCAUUACAAGUUCACAAAAGGGAUCAUUUUCAAAUAGUGUUGUACAUAAUCAUAGUUUCAAGUCAUUGCCAGAAUUGUCAACUGAGAUGUCGGUAGUCACUGAAGAUAGGUUAUCAAGAUUAACCACAUACAUGUAUAUCCAAUCGGCAUACAUGUAUAUCCAAUCGGCGUUCUGUCAAAACUUUUUCUUUACACAACUCCUCCAGUUUAGGCCCAUAGGUUCGCUGCUUUUCAGAAAUAAUGUGAUCACAGUUCUGUUCCAACGGUCUUGUUUGACCUAAAAUGAAAAAUUGAAGAAUGUAAAAAGCUUGAUACAUUCACAUUAAGUGAUCUGACCAUUGGCCUGUCUAUCUCAGUCUUACCAGAAUGUUUAAUUAAAUGGAGUGUCAUCGGUUUUACCAAACAAACUUUUAAAUGCAAGGUAUAUCGACAUGCUUUAAGCAUCCAAUGCACAAACACACCGAUUUGACGUGUUAGAUAAUCCUCAUACCAGUGAUUUUCAAUAGUCCGCUCUCGAUAUGACGUAUAUGAAUGAAAAACCCUUGAAUCUCAGGAUGCUGAUAGAUUAAAAAGAUGGUAAAGGAGUCAGUCCAUGAGAUAUAAUAGGGAGGUUCUGCAACUGUACGUACUACGAAGUACAUUGUGUAGGGGAACAACCAAAUCCGAGAUUUCAAAGCAGUCACGUUUAAAUAUAAAUAUCUGACGUCAUAAGAACAUGCUGUAGUGCGUACAUGUACAGCGUUAUAUAAAGCAGUUGCUUAACCUCUCUAAUAAACAUUUAUAUCACUCCCCACCUCAUAUGUCGACUUCUUAGGUUGUAAGGCAAGAGGUUCUUGUAGUUCGAACACUGUUUUAUAUGUUACCAUGUUGUUACUACGGUCCAGGGCAUCUACCAUCACAGAAAAGGUUCUGAAAUGUAGAUUGCACAGAAAAACUAUGAGUAUUAUCGAUAUCACCGAUUGGUAUGUAUAUCUUUUGUAAAAUGCGACAAUGAUCGUGUAUGGAAAGCAACAGAGGGGCCAUGCAUAUUCUCACAGUAGCGGGUCUGAUUUCAGUAACCAUAUCAUGAUGACAUCUUGUUGGUCUUGCGCACAGAUUUGCCGCGCGAGAGGCAGGCUUCAAGACCGUCAACGGCCCGGAGUAGAUGCGCACCAAAGAACUUUCUCUUAUCGUAUAUUUACCUUUCCUGAAUCUCAAUUUUUGGUUCUUCAUCACUCUUCUUCCUGUUAGUACAACAGUUCGCGCUGGGUCCUUGUGGCACGUACAGCACAACCUUCAGAUCGAUCCCUGGAGAGUCUUCUUUAUGCAGGUUAACUGAAAUGAAAGAGCAGCUACUAUCAAAACGUCUGCACAUGUAGUGGUGGCAUCAUUCCAAUUAACCGAACCUGGAAGAAAUUUCCCUUUCGUACAAUCUGUACAUGAGAGUGAUGGCCAUGCAAACCGAAGAUAUUGAGCCGCACCGUUAUGUAGUUCGAUCUACAGAUCAGAAGAGCCACAAGCAGUGUUGGCAAUGCUGCUAUUUUGACAACCUCCCCGAGAUCACCCAAAAUAGGCCGACAAUGUUGCUCCCGGAUGAGACAUAAAAGCAAAUCUAUUUGCAUCAGCGGCGGACAAUUUAGAAUAAAAUUGCAUUCAACAA
This is a messenger RNA of Lineus longissimus, 3199 nucleotides long. RefSeq lists its product as uncharacterized. The coding region runs from base 139 to 993 and encodes 284 amino acids. The transcript is spliced from 2 exons. Lineage: Eukaryota; Metazoa; Nemertea; Pilidiophora; Heteronemertea; Lineidae. The record is from RefSeq and is a predicted model, not a curated record.